Molecule: messenger RNA, 2730 nt
Organism: Cyclocybe aegerita
Lineage: Eukaryota; Fungi; Basidiomycota; Agaricomycetes; Agaricales; Hemipholiotaceae
Source: the annotation of a GenBank genome assembly
AUGAGGUCUCCCGCAUUGUGGGCGUUGCUUCCUGCAGCCAUUUGUGCCAGCUCUGCACUGGGAGCCAUCCCGAUUUCCAGUAUCAAGAGAGUAACAAAUGUGCCUAUCGUCCCCAGCAAGUUCAUCAUCGAAGUCGAUGAGCUGUCGGACAUCCCAACUAAGCGCUCUUUCGAAAGGUCUCUUGACGCCGUUUACGCGACUCUUCAAGAACGAGAUGUGGCUUUCGACAUCGAUAGAGAGUUCGACUCUGCUGGUCUAUUCGUCGGCGCUGCCCUGACCGUCAACACUCCACAAGAUGCAGCGGCGCUCGCCACAGCGCCAGGCAUCAAGGCUAUUCGUCCUGUCGUGCGGUACGAACGACCCAACCCGGUCAAGUCCCAUGUCGUGACAGGACCAGAUGAUCGCGAUCCCUCCAUUCCGGCGGACGGGCAGUCGACCCACGUCCUCACCGGCGUUGACAAGCUCCACGCUGAAGGCCUCCUGGGCGAAGGAAUUAAGAUCGGAAUCCUCGACACGGGUAUUGACUAUAACCAUCCCGCCUUGGGAAACGGUUUCGGCCCUGGCCACAAGGUCAUUGGAGGGUUCGACUUCGUCGGAGACGCCUAUACUGGAGAAAACAAGCCCGUCCCGGACCCCGACCCUCUCGAUACAUGUGCAGGGCACGGGACCCACGUCGCUGGCAUCAUCGGCGCCGAUCCCGGAAACCCAUUCAACAUAAGCGGUGUGGCGUACAAAGCAUCCAUUUGCGCAUACAGAGUUUUCGGAUGCAGAGGCUUCGUUACCGAUGACGUCCUCGUCGAUGCCCUCCUUCGGGGUGUCAGCGAGGGCCAGGAUAUACUCACCUUGUCUCUCGGAGGUGCCGAGGGGUGGACAGAAGGCACCGCCACGGUGGUGGCAAGCCGGAUAGCAGCGCAAGGAAAGAUUGUCACUAUCGCUGCUGGAAAUGAUGGGGCCUCUGGUUCGUGGUAUGCCUCCAGCCCCGGAACUGCUAUCAACGCCAUUUCUGUCGCCAGUCUGGACAAUGUCGUUAUCCCUCUCCAAAACUUGACAGUCGUUGGUGUCGAACGUGACCCUAUCACAUACUUCUCUACGUUUCCCUUGCCCGUCCCCGGAACGCUUCCUAUUUUCGCGAUCUCUAACUCGACAACGGUCGUCGAUGAUGGCUGCGAUGUUCUUCCACCCAGUAUCCCCGACCUAUCAGGUUUCGUGACUGUUGUUCGCCGUGGUACUUGCACCUUUGUCCAGAAAUUGACCAACAUCGCAGCCAGAGGAGGAAAUUGGGUCCUUAUUUAUGAUAACGGAGGUGGCUUCAACGCAAUAUCAACAGGAAACUUCACCACAGCCGUCCUGAUCCAAGGUCCUGAUGGUGAAUUCCUUGUCAACCAAUUCGCUGCCGGCGUACCAAUCUUUGUCACAUUCCCUCAAAGCGGUGCCUCAACUGAGUUCCCGGACCCAGAAGGAGGCCUCAUCUCCGGAUUUACCAGCUACGGUCCCUCCAACGAUUUCUUCUUCAAACCUGCUCUUGCCGCCCCUGGAGGCAACAUCCUCUCCACUGUUCCCGUCAAUCGCGGUGAAUUUGCCGUCUUGUCUGGCACAUCCAUGGCGACGCCCUUCGUCGCUGGUUCCGCCGCGCUUCUCCUAGAAGCGAAAGGAAAGUCGAAAGCGGUGACGGACUCCGCGCGGACGCUGUUCCAGACGACGGCGAAAUACGUUUCUUCGAGCAAGACGGAUGGCGAUCCUUUACAGACCCUUACACAGCAAGGCGCUGGGUUGAUCAAUGUGUUCGAUGCUAUUCAUGCGGAUGUGAUUGUCUCACCUGGAGAGUUAAUCUUGAAUGACACUGUCCACUUCGUACCUCGCCAUACCAUCACUGUCAGAAAUACCGGCACCUCUGCAAAGAGCUUCAGCGUUUCCCAUGUCCCGGCCGGGACAGCACUGACAAUCGUUGCCGGCACCAUCUUCCCUGAAGUUGGCCCGGUCCCCCUCACCGAUACCUACGCAUCCGUGACAAUCCAGCCGACAUCUUUCAGACUCGCUCCAGGCAGGAGCCAAACCGUCACUGUCAACUUCAGACUGCCAACCACUCUCGAUCCGUCGACCUACCCGGUCUUCUCGGGCUUCAUACAAGUUGCAGGCGCCAGCGUGUCCGAAACCUUCCACGUAUCGUACAUCGGUCUUCGAGGCAGCUUGAGGGAUAAACAGGUUAUUGACGACACGAAUACGUUCUUUGAGGAGCCCACCCCUGCUCUGCUUGAUAGUGCUGGUGAUAUCCAGAAGGGUGCGCUGAACUACACGUUCGUUGAAGAUGACCUUCCGUCUCUUGUGUGGAGGCUGGCAUUCGGGACCCCAGCGUUUCAUGUCGACCUUGUGGAUGCGAACACCACCUUCCGGCCCACUAUCACGCCGCGUCAACUCGAGCCGCCUCUCUUCACUUUCCCCCGUCUCAAGGGCGGUUCCUUCGCACAAGUCAAGACCAUUGGCCCGCUCGCAGAGCUAGACUAUAUUACGCGGAACAAUGAAGACCCGAAUGACAAUGGUUUUAGCCUGGUAUUAAUAGACGAACCGGUGUUCGCAAAUGGGACGAGAAUCCCAAAUGGGCUGUAUAAAAUUCUCAUUCGUGCGCUUAGAGUGACGGGUAACCCCGCCAAUCAGGCUGAUUACGAGUCGUGGCUGAGCCCCAUCAUCGGUAUUAACGCGCCCACUAACACGUCGACGCCGGAAAAGCCGUAA